UCGAAGAAUCGAUAUAUUUAUAUAGAUAAAUUCGCAAUUGAUCUAUUGACAAAGUGAAUGAUAAUUGAAAUCAAAAUGUCUACCAUUUGAUUAGAGAAUUCGUAUCAGCAAGAAGCGGUAUAAACAAAAUUAAAAUAAUGAAAAAACACGCGUUUUCGUAAUUAACAAGGUCUGUAGUCCUUGACGCGUUUUUUAGGCACUGCUCGCAAAAUGUCAUCAACACGUAAAAUUAUUUCUGCCGCUUCUACUGCACUAAGUAAAACUUGCCUCUUUACAACCCAAGGUUCAGUGAUACCUGGUCGUUUCAUGCACCCGAUUAUUCGUGUCCCUAUAGUUGCUAUAGGACAAGCAGGAAAAUUCUAUAAAUGUUGGAGUGAUGAUAAGAAGAAGAAAUCCCCUAUUUUACUGGUUGAUCCAAUUGUUAAAUAUAGCCUGCCAUUAAUUGAGAAAGAGAUACUUAAUCAUGAUACAAGAAAAUUUAGAUUUGGUUUGCCAACACCAGACCAUAUUCUAGGAUUACCAGUUGGCCAGCACGUACAUUUAACAGCGAAAAUCGAUGGAGAAGAUGUUACACGUUCUUAUACACCAAUCUCCAGUGAUGAUGAUCAUGGCUUUGUCGAUAUUGUGAUCAGAGUAUACUUUAAAAAUGUACAUCCAAAAUUCCCUGAAGGAGGGAAACUGUCCCAAUUCUUAGAAAAUUUGAAAACUGGGGCGACAGUAGAUUUUAGAGGACCAUCUGGUAGACUUAUCUAUAAGGGUCAUGGAAAGUUUUCCAUAAAAAUUCUAAAGAAAGACCCAGCUGCAGAUUACAGUAUUGUAAUGUUAGCUGGUGGUACAGGAAUCGCACCAAUGCUGCAAAUAGUUCGCGCUAUAAGGAAAGACAGCACACACGAAACUGCGUGUUCCUUACUUUAUGCAAAUCGCACCGAAAAAGACAUAUUGUUGCGAAAUGAAUUAGACGAGAUCGCAAGGGAUUAUCCAAAAAAGUUCAAGGUUUGGUAUACACUGGAUACCAGUGGUGAAAAUUGGACCUACAGUACAGGGCAUAUAAAUGCAGAAAUGAUAGAAAAACACAUGUUUCCACCAUCGCCUGAUACUCUUGUACUUAUGUGCGGCCCACCACCAAUGAUUAAUUUUGCUUGUAAUCCGAACCUCGACAAACUUGGAUACGAUCCAAAAUUGCGAUUUGCUUAUUAAGAGCACCAUAUACGUUGUUUCGUUGCACUGAAAUGUAAACUGCAUCCAGCUUAUCAGGCUGUUUUUUUGUUGUACAAUAUGUCCAAAAGCAUUUAAGGACAAUGCAUUUUUCCGUUUUAUAUAAAUAAGUACAUAAACCACUUGAAAACAUAAUUUUGCACAUGAAAAUGUUCAGAACAGUAUUUAUUUGAACGAUUAAAUUCAUUUAAAUUAUUUUUUAUUUAGAAUUUAUAUCAAUAAUAAUAUUUAGUUGUCCACAGGAAAAGAAAAAUGUCUUAUAGAUGAAAGACAGUAAUUUUUAAAUUUUGUAAUUCCAUCUUUUCUACAAAUGCAAUUUUUAAGUAUUUUUGAUUAAACAUUUUUCAUUUUUUGUAAGAUACAUCACCAGUGCAAAGGUUAGUAAAAAAUGCUAUGUAGGUUAAAGCAUUUAUUGAUGUUAAACCUAUUGUAUUGUUAUAAAAAAAUGAUGAUCCCAA
This is a messenger RNA of Megalopta genalis, 1673 nucleotides long. The record is from RefSeq and is a predicted model, not a curated record. Lineage: Eukaryota; Metazoa; Arthropoda; Insecta; Hymenoptera; Halictidae.